AACAGAUCCUCCCUUAUUUUGUGGAUUUUGGUCAUGCAGAAAACUUCCGUCUUUGGUCAGAGAGAAAAGGUUUAGAGUUUCUGGAGAUAAACGGGGGACAAGAGGAGGAUUCAGCUCAGUACAGCAGAACUCACCUGGGCUCCAACCGCGCGUCUUCGGGAGUGAAUGACGCUCCGCCCAUCCUCUCAUCACCACGACGACGAUGACAAUGGAAGAGAUUAAGAAUGAAGCGGAGACGGCCUCGAUGGUUUCCAUGACGCUCUAUGCUGUGAUGUACCCUGUUUUCAAUGAGCUGGAGAGAGUGAACCUGUCUGCAGCACAGACCCUGCGGGCUGCUUUCAUAAAGGCGGAGAAGGAGAACCCUGGUCUGACGCAGGAAAUCAUCAUGAAGAUCUUAGAGAAGAAGAGCGUGGAGAUCAACUUCACUGAGUCUUUAUUACGCAUGGCUGCAGACGACGUAGAAGAGUACAUGAUCGACCGGCCGGAGCGCGAGUUUCAGGAGCUGAAUGAGAGAGCUCGAGCACUGAAGCAGAUUCUCAGCAAAAUCCCAGACGAAAUCAAUGACAGAGUGCGCUUCCUGCAGACCAUCAAAGACAUAGCGAGUGCCAUCAAAGAGCUGCUGGAUACAGUCAACAACGUCUUUAAGAAAUACCAGUAUCAGAACAGACGAGCAUUAGAGCAUCAGAAGAAAGAGUUUGUGAAAUACUCUAAAAGCUUCAGCGACACGCUGAAAACAUACUUCAAAGAUGGAAAGGCAAUAAACGUGUUCAUCAGUGCCAACCGGCUGAUCCACCAAACCAACCUGAUUCUUCAGACUUUUAAAACAGUUGCAUAAAAAUCUGCCUUUUUUUCUCCCUCUUUUCUUUUGUAACUUUAAUAUAACCUUUAUAUGAACAUGUACAAACUUUUGGACUGUGUAAUUUAUGAAUCCUGGCUAAUGGGGCAAACACUUCAGGCCUGAUCUGUUUUCCUCCUCCUCUUUCUCUCUCUCUCUCUUUUUUCCCCCUCAUCUAAUCCCUAAUUCUCUCCUGUAGCUGAGUUAAGAGGCCUGGAGUUUUUCAUGUCAUUUUAUUCUCAGCUAUUCCUCCCUUCGUUCCUCCUUUUCUCUGUAAAUACUGGACUUUUCCUGCCCCAUCUGACCGCGCUCAACUCCGCAGAGUGGACAGAUGGGUGUUGUAUAUUUAAUAAAUAUUUGGUAGCAGAAAUAUUCAAAUAAAUGCACCGCACAUGUUGGAAAGGUUUCACUGGAA
Messenger RNA from Colossoma macropomum (tambaqui), 1250 nucleotides. RefSeq names its product programmed cell death protein 10-like. Gene Ontology annotation, biological process: positive regulation of MAP kinase activity; regulation of Golgi organization. NCBI's taxonomy places the organism in Eukaryota, Metazoa, Chordata, Actinopteri, Characiformes, Serrasalmidae. The record is from RefSeq and is a predicted model, not a curated record. Gene Ontology annotation, cellular component: Golgi apparatus; FAR/SIP/STRIPAK complex. Gene Ontology annotation, molecular function: protein kinase binding. Bases 203 to 835 code for a protein of 210 amino acids. The transcript has 8 exons.